AUGGCGAACAAACUGAUGCUCUCCUUCCUCGGCUUCGAGAUCCUGUUUCUGCUGAGCGGCGGCCUGCUCAUGGGCUUCGCCCUGUUCAGCGAGAACAGCAUGCGCUCAGCACCAACGGCCGACAGUGUCGCACCGCACCUCUUGCUCAAGCGCACCCCCUUGACCGCCACCAUCGUUAACGCCAUCUUCGUUUUUGCCACAUUCCUUCUGGCCCUACCUGCCAUCUUCUUGCCCACUAACCGCGGCUGGCUGCGCUUCCACGGCUACAUGGUUACCUUUUGCGGCACGUUCACGCUGGUUAUUGGCGUCAUCCUCUGGAUCAACACGCUGCGGACGCGGCGCAUGCUUGGGUCGAUCUGGGCCGCUGAGGCUCCCGAGACGCAGAGCCUACUGCAGCAGAAGUUCAAGUGCUGUGGCUACAACAACCCGACCUCACCGCCUUUCAUCACCGACGGCACAUGCACGGAUGCAGUAGUCGCGGCUGACCUAGGCGGUUGCAUCGGACCGUUCAGCAGCUUCGCCAACCAGUACCUCGAUGUAAUCUUCACGGCUGCCUUUGGUCUAGUUGGCCUCGAUACUAUCCUGCUCCUGUACAUCGCCAUGGUUCUCAUGGACCGCGCCGAGCAGGCCCGCUACAGGCACAUCGAUGAGAAGAACGGCAACCAAUUUUAUUAA
Lasiodiplodia theobromae is the source of this 675-nucleotide messenger RNA. RefSeq names its product Tetraspanin. NCBI's taxonomy places the organism in Eukaryota, Fungi, Ascomycota, Dothideomycetes, Botryosphaeriales, Botryosphaeriaceae. Bases 1 to 675 code for a protein of 224 amino acids. The transcript has 4 exons. The record is from RefSeq and is a predicted model, not a curated record.